GCUGGCCGGGGCCAGGUGUGCAGGCCACACUCAGCGGCCCUAGACCUCGGGCUCCGGGGUUUGAGGGGAAGGGGGUGCACCCGUUUUUGUAGCGUCAAAAGCCUUGGUUUCUGACGCUGGGGGCAGGGGUCUGUGCUCCCCGGGCCGCAGCCCAGCCCUCCCUCCGCAGAGCCAUCUCCCGGGCACCAACGUCUCAGGGACCCUGUGAGGCGGUGACAUUUGUCCAUAUUUGGCGAGUGACCCUCGCUAACAAGAUACCCUGGGUCAGAGGAAACAAGGCUGGGGUCCCACCCUAAGUGCGGAGGUCGCCCUGCACGUGGCCCCGUGGGGCUGAGCCCGUGAGUUCUCAAAACACGGUUUCACAGCAUUCAUCGGCAGCAUCUGCUGUUCCCCGGCCCAUUUGGAUCAUUGUUUAGAAUUAGAGAAGCAUCAUCUCGGGAAGGCUGCUGCUACAGUGUGUCCACGUCAGUGUCUGCUGCCUGUGCUGACCUCGGUGCUAAGUAGAAAACGCUAAGAGGGGCGGUGCGUUCUCGCCUUUUCUGUCGUGAUUCAGUAGACACGAAGCAGAUGGAAAUCACGGAGGAAGAGCGUUAGGUCCUUGGAUAGUGGACCGACCCGUCCCUGGUCCUGUUGGCGUGAAUCAGGCUGAUCUGGGGGAACGGCCUUGCCGGACGGCAAAGAGAGACCAGAUACCUCCGCUGAGAACUGACGUCGUAGCCUGUUCUUGAGUGAAGGCUAUGCCUCAGUCGGGGGGCCUCACGUGGGCCCCCGACCGCGGGGCAGGCGGUCCUCCGGGUGUCAGUGGCACCCCAACCCCCCACGCCGGGAUGGAGUUGACCCGGGACGUGUCAGAUGUCCCCUCGGCCCCCAGCGAGCUCAGAGUUUAAUAAAACACGAGGUGGUGUCGAGUGGCGUGUGGGCUGAGCGUCCCAGGACCUCGGCAGCAGCAGCUGACAGCUUGCAAAGCAAAGGCUGUAUUUUUAUCCAAGCUCAUGGGUGGAGUGACCUCAAAAGGACAAGAGCAAGAUAGGAAGUAAAACUCAUCUGUGUGGAAGAGCCUCCGGGGCCACCUGUUCUCCCCAAAGGCAGCCUGGCCGUGCUGGGCACCUAGCCCCGCCCCCGCGCACCCUCCCGGGUCUCAGCAGGAAUGCGGACAGACCCGCGGCUUCGGGGUCCAUGCGGCUCCGUUAGCACAAGGGCCCCCUCGCCCAUCAGAUGCCCGGUGUCGGCAGCGUGCCCGGCUCCAUCCAGGGCUUUGCUCGACCCCAGCGGCUGUUGUCUGGUCAUAAUGCUGAGCUCUGUCCCGGAAUUACACAGUUACAUUGACAAGUCCCAGCUGACCGAGGACCUGGGCGGGACACUGGAUUACUGCCACUCCAGGUGGCUCUGCCACCGCACGGCGAUAGAGAGCUUCGCCCUCCGGGUUAAGCAGACAGCUCAGAUGCUGCAGGCCUUCGGGACCGAGCUUGCCGAGACGGAGCUGCCCAACGACGUCCAGUCCACGAGCUCCGUGCUCCGUGCCCACACGGAGAAGAAGGACAGGGCCAAGGAGGACAUGAGGCUGGCGCUGGACGAGGGGCGGAGCGUCCUGGAGAGCAUCCGGGAGCCGCUGGCCCGGGGCCCGGAGCAGAGCCCAAACCAGGACCAGCUGGACAGUCAGAGCACCGUGCAGAGGCUCCUGGCCCAGCUGAAUGAAACCGAGGCCGCCUUUGAUGAGUUCUGGGCAAAACAUCAGCAAAAACUGGAGCAGUGCCUGCAGCUCCGGCAUUUCGAGCAGGACUUCCGAGAGGUCAAAGCCGCCUUGGACGUAUUGGCCCAGAAGAUCACGACCUUCACCGAUGUGGGGAACAGCCUGGCACAUGUGGAGCACCUCCUGAAGGACCUGGCCAGCUUUGAGGAGAAGUCCAGUGCGGUCGUGCAGCGGGCCCGCGCCCUGUCCCUGGAGGGUGAGCGGCUCAUUGGGCUGAAGCACUACGCCGUGGACUCCAUCCGCCCCAAGUGCCACGAGCUCCGGCAGCUGUGCGAGCAGCUUGCAGCUGACGUCGGGCGGAGGAGAGGGCUGCUGGGCAGGUCGCUGGAUCUGCACGGCCUCCUCGAGGCGUCCAUGAAGUGGUGCGACGAGGGCAUCUACCUGCUGGCCUCGCAGCCCGUGGACAAGUGCCAGUCCCAGGACGGCGCCGAGGCGGCCCUGCAGGAAAUCGAGAAGUUUCUGGAGACGGGUGCGGAAAAUAAGAUCCAGGAGCUCAGUAGAAUCUACCAGGACUACGAGCCCAUCCUCACCCGAGACCUGCUGGAGCACGUGCAGAAAGUCUUCCGGAAGCAGGAGAGCGUGGAGGAGAUGUUUCACCGGAGACAGGCGAGCCUCAAGAAGCUGGCAGCCAAGCAGACGCGGCCCGUGCAGCCGGUGGCCCCCCGGCCAGAGGCGCCCACGAAAUCGCCCUGCCCCUCCCCGGGCAUCCGCAGAGGUUCCGAGAACCACAGUUCUGAGGGCAGCGUGCUCCGGAGGGGGCCCUACAGGAGGGCCAAGAGUGAAGUGAGUGAGGGCCGGCAGGGCCGCGGCCGCUCCACCGGGGACGAGGAGAGCCUGGCCAUCCUGCGGAGGCACGUGAUGAACGAGCUUCUGGACACAGAGCGGGUCUACGUGGAGGAACUGCUGUGCAUUCUGGAGGGCUACGCUGCUGAGAUGGACAACCCUUUAAUGACACAUCUCAUCUCGACGGGACUUCAGAACAAGAAGGAUGUUCUGUUUGGAAACAUGGAAGAAAUUUACCACUUUCAUAACAGAAUAUUCCUGAGGGAGCUGGAGAACUACAUAGACUGCCCAGAGCUGGUUGGAAGGUGCUUUCUGGAAAGGGUGGAGGAGCUCCAGAUCUACGAGAAGUACUGCCAGAACAAGCCGCGCUCCGAAAGCCUCUGGAGACAGUGCUCCGACUGCCCGUUUUUCCAGGAAUGCCAGAAGAAGCUGGACCACAAGCUGAGCCUCGACUCCUACCUGCUGAAGCCGGUCCAGAGGAUCACCAAGUACCAGCUGCUGCUCAAGGAGAUGCUGAAAUACAGCAAGAGCUGCGAGGGCGCAGAGGACCUGCAGGAGGCCCUGAGCUCCAUCCUGGGCAUCCUCAAGGCCGUGAACGACUCCAUGCACCUGAUCGCCAUCACGGGCUAUGAGGGGAACCUGAGCGACUUGGGGAAGCUGCUGAUGCAGGGCUCCUUCAGCGUCUGGACGGACCACAAGAAGGGCCACGCCAAGGUGAAGGACCUGGCCAGGUUCAAGCCCAUGCAGCGCCACCUGUUCCUGCACGAGAAGGCCGUGCUCUUCUGUAAGAAGCGGGAGGAGAACGGCGAGGGCUACGAGAAGGCCCCCUCCUACAGCUUCAAGCAGUCCCUGAACAUGACGGCCGUCGGCAUAACGGAGAACGUGAAAGGGGACGCGAAGAAAUUCGAGAUCUGGUACAACGCCAGAGAGGAGGUGUACAUCGUACAGGCACCAACUCCUGAAGUCAAGGCCGCCUGGGUGAGCGAGAUCCGGAAGGUGCUGACGAGCCAGCUGCAGGCGUGCAGAGAGGCCAGCCAGCACCGAGCCCUGGAGCAGUCCCACAGCCUGCCCCUGCCCGCGCCCGCCAGCACCAGUCCCUCUAAAGGGAACACAAAAAACGUCAGAAAGUUGGAAGAAAGAAAAACGGACCCGCUGAACCUGGAGGGAUACGUGGGCCCCGCGCUACUGCCGAGGCCCCCCGAGAAGGGCAGAGAUGACGCGGUCACUAGCUCUACCUCAGAAAGCUCUGCGCUUUCCAAAAAGCGCUUCACCCUGCAGAGCUUUGCUGCCCUCAAAGGUCAGAAAGCCUCUCCUACCAGUCCCGACAAAAAAGCUAAGCGACACCAAGUAAAGAGCGACCCAACGCCUUUUGGUUUACGAGGUUGGAGCAAAACGUCUCACCCGUCAGAGGCUCCUGAGGACAACGACGGCUGGUCCAGCGCCGAGGAGCCCAUCAACUCCUCGGACGCAGAGGAGGAAGGCAGAGUGGGCCUCAGGAAGCUGGUGCCCGGGAAGUACACCGUCACGGGGCUGGACGAGAAGGGGGGCCCCGACGCGCUGGUCCUGAGGAGCGGGGACGAGGUGGAGCUGGUGCAGGAGGGCGACGAGGGCCUCUGGUUCGUGCGGAACCUGAGCUCCGGCGGCGAGGGCUGGCUGCCAGCCCGCAACCUGUCCUCGCUCCUCGGCCAGCGCGGCGCCCCCGGGUGUCUGAGCAGCCCAGAGUCCAGCGCGGGGUCCGCCUUGCUGAGCGCGUCGUCCAGCUGCAGCGAGAGCUGCGCGGCCGCCUUCGCGGACCUGCAGGGGUAGCGCCGCGGCCACCCCGCCUGCGGCCCUGGGAGCUGGCCUCUGCUCGGGCCGGCGCGGCGUGGGGAGGGGCCGGCGCCCGCGGAACGCCGGCGCCGCCGCGGCCCCAGACGAAGGUUCGGGAAGAGUCCGCCCUGCGGCCUCGGCGCCAGGACCGCGCCCCACGGCGCAGGAAGAGCGCGGCACCGCGGCUCCGUCGGGGAGUCGGACGGACGGGGCUGCAGACGACAGACCUCCGGUGCAGAAGGGCUCCCGGACUCCCCUUCGGCCUCGGCCGCAGCCGCUCCCCUUUCGUUUCCGACGUUUCUGGUCCGGUGCUUUCUGCAGGAACACGCGUUCUGUGGCGCUGCUUCCAAAAGAAGUGACCGAUUCACUGACCCAGCGGCUUGGGGCGGGGGCAGGAGGCUAGUUUGUCUUCUACACAUUUUUUUUUUAAAGCAAGGAUUAAUUCUACGGCCAUCUUUUUGGUGAUACUUUGGCCUCUGAUCUUUACCAAGAAUCACUGUGUUUACGUGAAAUGACAGUUUGAUACUGUAUUUGAUAUAAAACUUUUUUGUUAUUGGGGUUUACAUGGCGCUGAAUGAUUUGGGGGACACACUGUCGUGGAAACUGGUGGCCCACCUGGUCACAGGUGAGUGGAAGGACGUCCCUCGGUAGAAUCAGGCAGCGUUUCUACAAACACAGGCAGUUAGAAACCAAGGAAAUUCCUUCGCCUGUGUAGGUUAAUUUUCAAAGGAAAAUGUAAACUAUAAUUUAAAAUAUUAACCUUCUUUUCUACAGAAAAACAAAUGGGGGACUUGAUUUUUUAACACACUUCAGUGAAUUAGGAUAUUUUUAUUGUUUUUAAAGACUAUGUAAAGAUGCAGUUUUUGCAGGUGUCAUCUGAACCGAUGUUGUCACAGGAGCCCAGGGAAAACUUGAGCUCCCGGCCCCCCGCCUCCCCCGCCUUGCAUGUCCUGUGUGGAACUGUCCUGAGCACAGGAGCAGAGUUUAAUCUUAUUCAAAUCAAGGCAGAACUGGAAAGAAAACUCUUCUGUUUUACUGUUGUGUUUCAGAAACAAAUUCUGUUCCUUGGAAACGCUUCUUUCUGUGUCUGAUUGGGACAGAUAUUUUUAUAUGUGUGUAUAU
Molecule: messenger RNA, 5464 nt
Organism: Balaenoptera acutorostrata (minke whale)
Lineage: Eukaryota; Metazoa; Chordata; Mammalia; Artiodactyla; Balaenopteridae
Gene: MCF2L
Product: MCF.2 cell line derived transforming sequence like
Exons: 28
Coding region: 1148-4339 (1063 amino acids)
Biological process (GO): intracellular signal transduction; positive regulation of Rho protein signal transduction
Cellular component (GO): cytoplasm; extrinsic component of membrane
Molecular function (GO): protein binding; guanyl-nucleotide exchange factor activity
Source: RefSeq, a predicted model, not a curated record